This is a messenger RNA of Halichondria panicea, 1796 nucleotides long. RefSeq names its product TNF receptor-associated factor 4-like. The record is from RefSeq and is a predicted model, not a curated record. The coding region runs from base 87 to 1796 and encodes 569 amino acids. Lineage: Eukaryota; Metazoa; Porifera; Demospongiae; Suberitida; Halichondriidae. The transcript is spliced from 3 exons. Gene Ontology annotation, biological process: tumor necrosis factor-mediated signaling pathway; protein K63-linked ubiquitination. Gene Ontology annotation, molecular function: protein binding; zinc ion binding.
UUUAUUGUGUUUGUCUAAAAUUUUAUUUGUCUAUAUUAAUGGUCUAAGUAGCUGUAUACAGUUAGUUUGUUAGUUUGGAACUAAACAUGUUUGGCCAGUUUUCUAGCCCAUCACUGAAUGAAGGAGGUUAUGACUACAAGUUCAUAAAAGAACCUGCAGACUCUCUCAAGUGUCUCAUCUGUCUGCUAGUAGUUAGGGAGCCACAACAACAUGGCGGCUGUGGGAAGCUAUUCUGUAAAGUGUGUAUUGACAAGCACACAGUCCUAAAAAACACCUGUCCACAUUGCAGGCAGCCAUUAAAUAACUCAAAUGGCUUUCCAACCAUCUUCAAUGAUUUCAGAAUACCUGUACCUGCAUGCAUGCAUACAUCACCCCUACAAACACAUACAGGUGAUCAAGAGGUCAAGUCUCUAAUGGUGUACUGCAGCACUGCUUGCGGUUGGAAAGGAGAGCUGGGAUCACUCGAUAAUCACAAGCAGAAAGACUGUGAGAACACAGUAGUCUUUUGCGAAAACAAUUGUGGUGAAAUAAAUAUGAUUCGAAAGAAUCUCCAGGCCCAUCUCGAGUCCAAGUGUCCUAAUCGACUACACAAAUGCCCUCACUGUGAUGCAAACAACCAGUACAAAAACCACCAACUUCAUACCAAAUUACAUUGCCCCAAACGAUUGCAUUGUUGUGUUCAUUGUGGUGAAAACGGCUGCUUUGAUGAGCGUACUUCUACACAUUUGGAGGUUUGUCCCAAGAUGAAAAUUGCCUGUAAAAAGUGCACACAACGUAUCCUGCGCUGCCAGCUGCCAACUCAUCCAAAAGAAUGUACGUUUCAACCAGUGCCCUGCAAAUAUGCUGAAGUUGGGUGCAAAGUUCACCCUCUACGCAAAGACCUCAAGAAGCAUGAGGAAGAUUACCAACUUCACCUCCAAGUUACCACAGAAACAGUGCUUGAGCUAAAGAAAAUGCUUUCCAAACCAGUUGUCCCAGUUACAGUUGCCCCAGUUACAUGCAGAGUUGCAGAUUUUGUUAAGCGCAAAACAGACAAUGAUGUAAUCUACAGUCCUUCGUUCUACACUUCCACAAAUGGGUACAAAAUGUGCUUAAGAAUAAAUGCCAACGGAAAUAGCACUGGCGAAGGCACACACGUCUCUGUGUUCACUUGCCUCAUGGUAGGUAAAUAUGAUGACUACCUGACCUGGCCGUUCACUGGGACAGUCACAAUCGACCUACUCAACCAACGGGAGGACAACAAUCAUCACAAUUGGACAAUCACAUUCCCAGCAGAACUUGUGGCUAGCCAGAAAGUGGUGGAUGGUGAGAGGGGGGUAGGAAGGGGCCACCAUAAAUUCAUCUCUCACACCAACCUCGCUCGCAAGCCUCGUAAAAACAUUCAGUACCUCAAAGACGACACUCUAAUAUUCCGAGUAUCUGCAGAAGCUCCUGACUACAAACAAUGGCUGGAGUGUACUCACUUUUGUAUGCCUUUCCUCAUGAAGGGAGACAAUUAUGAUGACUCCCUGUCCUGGCCGUUCAAUGGGAGGGUCACAAUCGAGCUACUCAACCAACUGGAGCACAAGAACCAUCACAAGUGGACAAUCCCAUUCCCAGCAGACGAUGUAGUCAGUGAGAGAGUGGUGGAUGGUGAGAGAGGGUUAGGAUAUGGUCGGCGACAGUUCAUCUCCCACGCUGACCUCGCUCACAAGCCUCGUAAAAACAUUCAGUACCUCAAAGACGAUACUCUAGUAUUUCAAGUAUCUACAGAAGCUCCAGACUACAAGCCGUGGCGUGUAUACUGUACAUUAUAG